Frieseomelitta varia is the source of this 4967-nucleotide messenger RNA. It is a transcript of the gene scalloped, whose product is annotated as transcriptional enhancer factor TEF-1. The transcript is spliced from 8 exons. NCBI's taxonomy places the organism in Eukaryota, Metazoa, Arthropoda, Insecta, Hymenoptera, Apidae. Gene Ontology annotation, molecular function: DNA-binding transcription factor activity, RNA polymerase II-specific; RNA polymerase II cis-regulatory region sequence-specific DNA binding. Gene Ontology annotation, cellular component: transcription regulator complex. The record is from RefSeq and is a predicted model, not a curated record. The annotation marks the transcript as partial. Gene Ontology annotation, biological process: hippo signaling; embryonic organ development; regulation of transcription by RNA polymerase II.
AUUGUUACAGGCAGUGCGGUGGCUGCAGCCGACACCAUUUCCGCGCCGUGGACUCCCACGAGUUCCGGGCCGCCGCCCGACGCGAACGGCUCCGGCUCGGAUACCAAGAACCUCGACGUUGGCGAAAUUAGCGAUGACGAGAAGGACCUAUCGGCAGCGGACGCGGAGGGUGUAUGGUCGCCGGAUAUCGAGCAGAGCUUCCAGGAAGCACUCACUAUAUAUCCGCCAUGCGGCCGACGCAAAAUCAUCCUGUCCGACGAAGGGAAGAUGUACGGUCGAAACGAGCUGAUUGCACGCUACAUCAAACUGAGAACAGGCAAGACGAGAACGCGAAAGCAGGUCUCUUCGCACAUACAAGUGCUUGCUAGGCGAAAACUUCGCGAGAUCCAAGCGAAGCUCAAAGUGGAUCAUGCCGCCAAGGAGAAGGCGCUGCAGACUAUGUCGAGCAUGUCGAGCGCCCAGAUAGUAUCAGCUGGGAGUGCGAUACACAACAAGAUGCCCCCCGCCCUCGUGGGGCCCCUUGCCCUUCAUGCUUCCACCCCUGUCUCCUAUCCCGGAGCGCAAUUCUGGCAGCCGGGUCUGCAGCCAGGAACGUCACAGGAUGUCAAACCGUUUUCGCAACCAGCGUAUACUGGAAAACCAGCGACAGCGGUUUCAAGCGGUGACAUGGUCCAGGCUCAACCACCCCCGCCAUGGGAAGGACGUGCCAUCGCAACCCACAAGCUUAGGCUUGUCGAGUUCUCGGCCUACAUGGAACAACAGAGAGACCAGGAUAUUUACCACAAGCACCUGUUCGUCCACAUAGGAGGAUCGGCGACUUACGCGGAUCCGUUGCUAGAGGCUGUUGAUGUCAGGCAAAUAUACGACAAAUUCCCAGAGAAAAAGGGCGGCCUGAAGGAACUUUACGACAAGGGACCACAGGCGGCCUUCUUCCUCGUUAAAUUCUGGGCUGAUCUCAAUACGAACAUUCAGGAUGAGGCUGGAGCCUUCUACGGUGUAACAAGCCAGUACGAGAGCAACGAGAACAUGACGAUAACGUGUUCGACCAAAGUUUGCUCUUUCGGAAAACAGGUGGUGGAAAAAGUGGAGACGGAAUACGCUAGGUUCGAGAAUGGCAGGUUCGUCUACCGUAUUAGCCGUUCACCUAUGUGCGAAUAUAUGAUCAACUUUAUACAUAAAUUGAAGCACCUGCCGGAAAAGUACAUGAUGAACAGCGUUCUCGAGAAUUUCACCAUUCUCCAGGUUGUAACGAACAGGGAUACGCAGGAAACGUUAUUGUGCACAGCGUACGUGUUUGAAGUGUCGACGUCCGAGCACGGUGCACAACAUCACAUAUACAGAUUGAUCAAGGAUUAGCCUGUUUGAACCUGCUCGUCAUGCAGCCAUCCACCCCCAUCAGUGCCUACCAUCACAUAAAAAAAAAAAAAUCAUCCAUACGCGCAUAUACACGACUACACAGAAAAAUGUUAACCCUUUGAAGCGUCGUUGAAGUUAUUUUAUACAACUGUUUCUUUUAUCUCGUUCUCUACUCACUUUCUCAUCCGUUUAUUCACGUAUUGAUGAACGGAUAUUAAAUUCGUUUCAAUUGUUAUUAAUUUACUUGUACGAAAAUUGUAAAUAAUAUCUAGAAUUUAAUUCUUCUAUUUUUUAAUAACAUGAUUCUUAUAAAUUAUAUAUCUUUUUUUAAAAAAUGUAUGCUUCAGGGGGUUAAGCGUGAAUACAUGACUGUAAACACGCUUUUACUACACACGAAUACAUAAGUACGUACUAUACAUAUAUUUCGCGUCUAUGUGUGUAACAGAGUUUCUAUCGAAAAUGUUCUGUUAUUAGAUGAGAGGCAAAAGAAUAUAACAUAGAAUCAUGCGUUUGUUCGAUGUUUAUUUUUACAAAUAGAAAGUCGAUCGGGCGAUUGUUGUAUAAAUGUAUUUUUACUUGCAAAUUUAUAAUCUUUUAAUCGAAUCAUGUAAUUUUUAAUUCGAAUGGUUGUUUCUUUCAGUAUUUCCGAACAUUUUCCAUAAAACUCCUUAAAGAGAACUUGAAAUACACGAUACAUAAGUACAUUACACACGUUUACACGUUAGUAGUACUGGCCAGCCCGAGCUUGAGUUUGAUUCAAAAAAAACUGAGGGAAAUUGUAUUAAAAAUGAAAAAAAAAAAAAAGAAAAACAAAAAACAAAAAAAGAAUUGGUACGCGUGUUUUAACGUAUCGUGGAAAGGAUUUCCUGCUCAUAGUCCCUGCAGGAAGCGCGUUCCAGAUGACGAAAUUGUAAAUUUUAUAUUAAAGCAGAUAUAAUCAUAUAUAAAUAUAUAUAUAUAUUUUAUGAAUAUUCCGUCAUUCGCUUGCAAACAAUCGAAUUUGUCGCGGUUUUAAUAAAAGAGAUAUAAUAAAAGUUAAGUUGAAAUUAACGACAAUAAAUUUGGUAUGGAAAAAAAAAGAUGCGUGUCGGGGAUAUACAGCGUAUGUAUACCGAAACGAAAAAGAGAGAAAAAUGAAAGAAAAAUAUUUAAAAAAAGUGAGUAAGAUGAGAAACAGACUCUGAUCUCGGAAAGGCGUGGUACCAACAUAAUUUAGUAUUAUAGUUUUAUUAUUAAACUAGGAAAUAGAUCAGACAAAACAUCCACACACAGAUAUACAUAUAUUACAUAUAAGAAUAUAUAUGUUAAAUAUUAAUGCAAUGAUUACGAUUUACAUUGUUAUAAAUGAUCGUGUAUAAAGUUAUCUAAGUGAUUUCUAAGUUUUAAACGAAAUGGAAGUUGAAUAGAGAGGUAAUGCCAUUAUGAUUUCUUAAGUUUCCUUGGUUACAAUUAUCGUUGUAAUUCUUUUUCUCUUUUUAUAAUUAUCCAAAUUAUCGUGUAAGGUCGGAGAGUAAUCACUACAACAGGCCUUUCUUUAAGCUUUUUGUUAGUAAAACUGUCUUUUCUUUUUCUUCUUCUGUUAGCUGUAUUACGACUAACGGUAAGAAUUUUUCGCUGCAGAGCUUUUUAAUCCUCAAUGAUCAGAUAAAAGAAAAGAAUAAUUUCUAUAUACUUUUUAAAAGAGGCAGUCUUUUUUAGUAAACGCACUUACAGUCGUGCAAACCCACCCACUCUUAGGCAGCGACACUUAGAUUAGAGGGAUGUGUUUGUAUUUCUUGUAAUUACUUUAUUUCAUACUCUAAGUACUUUAUAUCGUCUUCUUUAUAUCGACUUCUUGUUCUUGUUCUUCUUCUUUUCCUUCUUCUUCUUCUUCUUCUUCUUCUUCUUCUUCUUCUUCUUCUUCUUCUUUUUCUUCUUCUUUUUAUUCUUUUUUUUUUCUUUCUAUAAUUCUUACACAAAUGAGUUUUCUUACUUAGCAUAUCGUUUUAUCUUUCUACCACACACUUACUGAAACUAAUACAUCAGAUUCUAUCAAUUGCGCACGCUAGAUACGAACAACGUUCAUCGAAUAGAGAUAUUCUUCUCUACAACUUGGCGAUACGUGAUCUUAAUACUUUUCGACCGGAGAACAUUGAAAUUAGUUCAAGAGCAUAAAAGUGAAAUUCGAUCCUUGUGCAUGAUUCUCCAGUCUUUUGAUGAAGAAGAACUACGUAAUAGCGUGACUUCAUCGGAGCUCUUUAAAUUUGAGCAUACCUUCAGCACAGUUCAUGCAAGACAUUGUUUGUGUUUCGUACUUAAUAUCGUUUCAAUGUAUGGACCAGGGAAGUUUCACAUUAAAUAUUCAGAUAUUCUGCUUUUCAGCGAUGAUCAUAUAAAAGAGUAGAGGACCAUAUAUUAAAAACCCUAUGAUUAGUUUUAUUUAGUCACAUCUCUCACAGAGACUAUACACAGUGUAAAUGCACAGGAAACUUUUUUCAUAUUCUUUAAUCUGAUCAAUUUCUUGUUCUGAAACAGGACUUGCCUAUGGAGCAGUGAAUAUUAAGAUAAUACAGGAAAGAAUCAUGUAUACUUUUAAGGAGAUAAUUAAUACUUACUGUAUUCUUUACCUUAAUUAAUUUUUACGCAACAAGUGGCAAUGUAUUUUGAUCUCUCUUUUAGUCAGAAAUAUGUCGCUUUUUAUUCGGGGUGAGAAUUAAAUUCGCUAAGUGAUUGACUGAAUAACGAAAGAACUUAUAUAUUUAAAUAAUAAUAUAUAUGGCUUUCGUUCAAUAACUGGCAGCUUUCACGAUUUUCACAGUUUUUACUUAUUGUUACCUUCUUUUUGUAAUAAUUCAUUGUAAGAUUCGUUUUUAUAUAUUAUGUCUAUAAAUUGUAAUUUUGCGCUAAAUUGUGUGUACAUUAUGGUGGAAUUGGAACCAUUAUGAUGAUUUCGGGAAUCACGAAUGAUUUCAAAUUUGAUUCAAUUUUUGUCAGUAAUAAUUAUUGAUACGAAAGAAUAUUUUUAGAAAAUAAAUCAAUCCUGAUAAACGAAUAUAAAAUGAAUUUGUUUCAUGUUGAUUAAAUAGAGAAACAUUUGAUGGUUCUAACUCAACCCAAGAUAAAUCGUUAUUAUUAAAAAAAAAAAAGCAAGGAAUUAUGCAAUAUAUUUAGAAGAUACUCAAAUAUUGUUUUGGUUAUGCGAAUUUUUAUUUUAACAAAAAAAAAAAAAAAUAUGAGGAAAACGGGAGGAGUUCGAAGUCGCAGAAAAGAAGCACCGACACUAAUAUUAUUAACAUUAACGAAUAAUGAUUUUAAAGUAAGCGAAUUACAUUUAUAAGGAAAGAUUAUGAAAAUAUAUAUUUAUCUAUGUCUUCUGUGAAGAUAGAAAAUAGCACUCUCUCACUCUAUAUCGAUGAUAUCAGAAAAAAGGGGAAAAAAUUCAAAUCCAUAAAAAUAAAAAACGCAGAAGUAGAUUAGACGGAAAAAAUGAAAGGAAUCGCACUGUACACAACACAUGAUACGAUUGAUGAAAAACCGACGAAAUUUGUUAAAUAUCUUUGUACAUAUUUACAUAAAAAAAAAAAAAUCAUCAAAAGAAAAAGUUCCAGUGACUAUGUUUUAUCUAUUAUAAA